Cryptomeria japonica (Japanese cedar) is the source of this 1933-nucleotide messenger RNA. Its product is annotated as protein SGT1 homolog. The transcript has 10 exons. Gene Ontology annotation, molecular function: protein-folding chaperone binding. Gene Ontology annotation, cellular component: nucleus; cytoplasm. Bases 404 to 1537 code for a protein of 377 amino acids. The record is from RefSeq and is a predicted model, not a curated record. Gene Ontology annotation, biological process: defense response to fungus; protein stabilization. Lineage: Eukaryota; Viridiplantae; Streptophyta; Pinopsida; Cupressales; Cupressaceae.
GAAUUGCUCAACAAGUUUGGAAUAACCAAAGCGUGUUAGUCUUUUCCCGGAGCCGACCCCAAGUCCUUCGAGGAACACAAAUUGCACUUUCCACGAAGGAUGAAAGAAAAUUCUGUAAAGCAACGAACUAAAUAGUUUAUUGGAGACGACUCGUAAAAACGCAGUGGAAGCUUCCAGAUAGAGAACUUCUUAUAUUUAGUAUAGCCUACUAUUUACAGAACCCAAUCUGUAAUUAUUAUUAGUGGAGUCGGAUCAAGAUCUGUCAUACUUGUCCUCAUCCUUAGUUAUUAUCAAUACACUCGGUGAGGGUUAUAAGCUGCGUUUAAAACACUGCAUUUCGUUCUUUUCUUGCAGUAUCUGAGAGCAAGGACGUGGGUUCAAAUCUGCGGAAGUGAUAAGUGAAAUGGCGGAGGAUCUGGCGAAAAAGGCUAACGAGGCCUUUGUGGAUGAGGACUUCCAACAGGCCGUGGACUUAUACUCGCAGGCCAUACGGCUUGACUCUUCCAACGCCAUGUUUUUCGUCAACAGAGCGCAGGCAAAUCUAAAGCUCGAGAAUUUUACAGAUGCUGUAGCUGACGCAAACCGGGCGAUAGAGUUGGAUCCAUCUGUGUCAAAAGCAUAUUUGCGGAAGGGUGUUGCAUGUUUCUCAUUGGAGGAGUAUCAGACUGCUAAGGCUGCUUUUAAGGCAGGCUCUGCUUUGGAUGUGGGCAAUUCAGCAUUUAACACCUGGAUUGAAAAAUGUGAUGCUCGUCUGGUUGAGGAAGCUGCAGCUGAUGUUAAUGGAGUACAGUCUGUUUCUUCCUUGACAAACACUGUGCCUGAUGCCACAAGUCUACCUUUGGAAGCUACCACUCUUGCAAAAGAAGACAUGGGAAAACCAGAUAUUACAGAAAAUGUUGUUGAAAGACUGCAACAAGCAAAACCUAAAUACAGACAUGAAUUUUACCAGUCAGCAAAUGAAGUAGUUGUCACUGUUUUUGCCAAAGGAUUAGCGCAAGAAAAUGUUACAAUUGAGUUUGGGGAACAGUUUUUGAGCAUUAUUAUUCAAGCUCCUGGAGUAGAACAGUAUGUUCUCCAGAAUCGAUUGUUUGCAAAGAUAAUUCCAGAGAAUUGUCGAUAUUCCAUAUUGUCAACUAAACUUGAGAUGCGUUUGGCUAAGGCUGAGACAAUAAACUGGACUUCUCUGGAGUAUGACACAAGGCAGGCAGUGCCGCAGAAAGCAUAUGUUGCUUCAGGUACACAAACCCAGAGGCCCUCGUACCCAUCAUCAAAUUUGAAGUCACGCAAAGACUGGGAUAAGCUUGAAGCGCAAGUGAAAAAAGAGGAAAAGGAUGAGAAGUUAGAAGGUGAUGCAGCACUGAACAAAUUAUUCCGUGAUAUUUACCGGGAUGCAGAUGAAGAUACAAGGAGGGCAAUGAGCAAGUCCUUUGUGGAGUCGAAUGGUACUGUUCUCUCCACGAAUUGGAAGGAAGUCGGUGGGAAGCAUGUUGAAGGCAGCCCCCCACAGGGAAUGGAAAUGAGGAAGUGGGAAUAUUAAGUCACCUUUUACUGGUAAUCAAAUGAUAAUCACAAAUCAUUAAGUCAAAUGAUACAUUCUGAUUGCUGUAAUUUUAUAUGGUCAUGCAUGGAUCAAACCAUGUCACUAAUGAGCAUGCAGCAAACAGAAUGAUAUCCUGUAAGGGAAGAAUUGAAGCUUGCUUGGUAGUUUUGUUGUUGGUUCUAGGACUAUUACCUCGAUAUUCGAGGACGGUGAGGAUUAUCAUAACUGGAUGUAUAUCUGUGUCCGAGUUUGUGUUUAGGAAUUAUUGAUCUGUAAACAACGGAAAUCUCAUCGUGUUAUGUAUUAUAAGAAGUCAAAACACUUGCCACUUAAAUAUUUUUUCUCCAGUUUCGAAUAAUUGUAAUAUGAAGUUUUAGCCAAGAUAGUUUGUUA